Molecule: messenger RNA, 1427 nt
Organism: Numida meleagris (helmeted guineafowl)
Lineage: Eukaryota; Metazoa; Chordata; Aves; Galliformes; Numididae
Gene: TBL2
Product: transducin beta like 2
Exons: 7
Coding region: 1-1323 (440 amino acids)
Biological process (GO): endoplasmic reticulum unfolded protein response
Cellular component (GO): endoplasmic reticulum
Molecular function (GO): protein binding
Source: RefSeq, a predicted model, not a curated record
AUGGAGGCGGCGGUGCUGGGCGUGGGGCUCGGGCUGCUCCUAGCGCUGCUGUUGCUGGCAGCCGCCCUGCGCCGCGCCGCCCCGCGGGGAUCGCCCGCCGCGCCACCGCGGGGUGAGGGCGCCGGGGCGAGCGGCCACGCCGCCGCCAGGCCCGAGGGCCCCCGGAGGGCGAAGCUGCCGGCGCGGGCUCGCAAGGAGAAGCCGCAGCAGCACGGCUUCGCGCACCGCCUGCUGGUCGCCGCCCUCAAGGGCCACAGCGGCAUCGUGAGCUGCCUGCACUUCAGCAGCAGCGGCAAGUACCUGGCGUCCUGCGCCGACGACCGCACCGUGCGCCUCUGGAGCACCCGCGACUUCACGGCGCGCGAGCACCGCUGCCUCCGGGCCAACGUGGAGCUGGACCAUGCCGAGCUCGUCCGCUUCAGCCCCGACUGCAGGGCGUUUGUCGUCUGGCUGGCAAAUGGAGAGACCGUUCGUGUCUAUAAAAUGAUGAAGAAGGAUGAUGGCAACUUCACCUUCACUGCAACUUCUGAGGACUUCCCAAAGAAGCACAAGGCUCCUGUCAUUACCAUAGGAGUUGCAGAAACAGGAAAGUUCAUCAUGACAGCUUCCAGCGACACUACUAUCUUGAUCUGGAACCUGAAAGGUGAAGUCCUUGCCAGCAUUAACACUAACCAGAUGAACAAUGCCUAUGCCGCUGUGUCACCCUGUGGGAGGUUUGUGGCAUCAUGUGGCUUCACUCCUGAUGUAAAGGUGUGGGAAGUAUGUUUUGGCAAGAGCGGACACUUCCAGGAAGUGACCAGGGCUUUUGAGCUGAAAGGUCACACUGCUGGCGUAUAUUGCUUCUCCUUCUCUAAUGACUCAAGGCGGAUGGCAACUGUUUCCAAGGAUGGCACUUGGAAGUUCUGGGACACAGAUGUGGAAUAUAAGAAGCAACAAGACCCAUACCUGCUGCUGACAGGGAAGUGCGAGGUGGCAGAGCCAUGCCGCAUUGCCCUGUCCCCUGACGCUCACGUUGUGGCCAUCUCCUGUGGCACAAGCAUCGUUAUGUACAACACACGAAGAGGGGAGGAAGAAGAGCGCUUUGUUGGCGUUCAUGGACAGCACAUAGCAGACUUGGCUUUUGACACUACAGGCCGCUACCUGGUGUCCUGUGGGGACCGGGCCAUCCGUGUGUUCCACAACACCCCUGGCUACCGUGCCGUGGUGGAGGAAAUGGAGACCAUGCUGAGAAAAACCACCACAAAAGCCACCCGGGAGCGGCUGGAGCAGCAGAUCGCCAGCGCCAAGAAAGCGCUGGCAGCAAUCUAUGGCAAGAAGCAGUAGUGUUGUGCCACAGCGCACGCCCCAGUUUCCUGCAGGAGCAGCGCAUGGGACUUGACUUUUGAUAAAACAAUGAACAGCUUGUAAUAAAAGAACGCUUCAGGGCU